Panicum virgatum (switchgrass) is the source of this 3630-nucleotide messenger RNA. RefSeq names its product pentatricopeptide repeat-containing protein At1g09900-like. The transcript has 2 exons. NCBI's taxonomy places the organism in Eukaryota, Viridiplantae, Streptophyta, Magnoliopsida, Poales, Poaceae. The record is from RefSeq and is a predicted model, not a curated record. Gene Ontology annotation, molecular function: protein binding. The coding region runs from base 145 to 2163 and encodes 672 amino acids.
CCAGCCCGAGCUGUGAGGAAGGAACCAACCGUUACUCAUCUGAUCCGGUCCCGCCCAAUCUCCACGGGGAGUCACCAUGACGAUGCUCCACACACCACACGCCCGCCUCGCCGCGACCACUCCCACCGCUACCCGGUCGCCACCAUGGCCGCGCUCCUCCCCUCCUCUGUCCCCUUCCCCCACGCCUCCUUCCCCAACGCAAAGCCCCACCAACUCGCCACCCCCGCCGCCACGAGGCCCGAGUCACCCAACGCGGCCCCGGCGCCCAACCCCGCCAGCGCCCGCCUCCGCCGCCUCAUCGCCCGCGAGGACCUCGCCGCGGCCGCGCGCCUCGUCGAGCGCUCGGCCUCCCGCGAUGGGGAGGCCCCCGACGUGUACCUCUGCACCAAGCUCAUCCGCAACCUCUGCCGCCGGGGCCGCACCUCCGACGCCGCGCGCGUGCUCCGCGCAGCCGAGGGGUCAGGCUCGCCCGUCGACGUCUUCGCCUACAACACCCUAGUCGCGGGGUACUGCCGCUACGGCCACCUCGACGCCGCGCGCAGGCUCAUCGCGUCCAUGCCCGUCGCGCCCGACGCGUACACGUACACGCCCCUGAUCCGCGGCCUCUGCGACCGCGGCAGGGUCGCCGACGCGCUCAGCCUGCUCGAUGAUAUGCUCCGGCGCGGGUGCCAUCCCAGCGUCGUCACCUACACUGUGCUACUCGAGGCGUUGUGCAAGAACAGCGGAUUCGGGCGGGCCAUGGCGAUCCUGGAUGAGAUGCGUGCCAAGGGAUGCACACCCAAUAUUGUCACCUACAAUGUCAUCAUCAAUGGCAUGUGCAGGGAAGGCCGUGUUGAUGACGCCAGGGAGCUCUUGAACACGCUGUCCUCUUACGGCUUCCAGCCUGACACUGUCAGCUACACCACCGUUCUGAAGGGCUUGUGCGCUGCUAAGCGGUGGGAUGACGUCGAGGAACUCUUUGCUGAGAUGAUGGAGAGGAACUGCAUGCCGAAUGAGGUGACUUUUGACAUGCUAAUCAGAUUCUUUUGUCGAGGAGGUAUGGUCGAGCGAGCGAUUCAAGUUCUUCAACAAAUGGCGGAGCAUGGAUGCACAGCCAACACUACCUUGUGCAAUAUUGUCAUUAACUCUAUUUGCAAACAAGGGCGGGUUGACGAUGCCUUCAAGUUCUUAAAUAACAUGGGUUCCUACGGGUGCAACCCAGAUACCAUUAGCUAUACUACAGUGCUUAAGGGCUUGUGUCGCGCCGAACGAUGGGAUGAUGCCAAGGAGCUUCUAAAAGAGAUGGUCCGAAAGAAUUGCCCCCCAAACGAAGUGACAUUCAAUACAUUUAUCUGCAUCUUGUGCCAAAAGGGGUUGAUCGAGCAAGCCAUUAUGCUUAUUGAGCAAAUGUCAGAGCAUGGAUGUACAGUGGGUGUCGUCACAUACAAUGCUCUUGUUAAUGGAUUCUGUGUGCAAGGACGUAUUGACAGUGCCCUAGAAUUGUUUCGCAGCAUGCCCUGCAAACCCAAUACCAUCACAUAUACUACUUUGCUGACAGGUUUGUGCAACACUGAACGGUUAGAUGCUGCUGCAGAGCUCGUAGCUGAGAUGCUUCAUAGAGAUUGCCCUCCAAAUGCAGUGACUUUCAAUGUACUCGUGAGUUUCUUCUGUCAAAAAGGAUUCCUUGAGGAAGCAAUUGAACUGGUUGAGCAAAUGAUGGAACAUGGUUGCACCCCUAACCUGAUUACAUAUAAUACACUACUUGAUGGGGUUACCAAGGAUUGCAGUUCAGAAGAUGCUCUGGAGUUGUUGCAAGGCUUGGUCAGCAAAGGGGUAUCGCCAGAUGUAAUUACAUUCUCUUCAAUCAUUGGUGUCCUCUCAAAAGAAGAUAGAGUUGAAGAUGCCAUUCAAAUGUUACACGUAAUGCAAGACAUUGGAAUGAGACCCAAAGCUGUGGUGUAUAACAAGAUACUACUUGGUCUCUGUAAAAGAUGUGAAAUAGAUAAUGCUAUCGACUUUUUUGCCUAUAUGGUAUCUAACGGAUGCAUGCCCAAUGAAUCAACCUACACUAUACUUAUUGAAGGCCUUGCUCAUGAGGGUUCGUUGAAGGAGGCCCAUGAUCUACUGAGUGAGUUGUGUUCAAGAGGAGUUGUAAGCAAGAACUUGAUAGAAGAGUGGCAUUAAGGUUUAAGAUCAAACUGUGCAUAUCCUUUGAGUCGUGACCGAACUGGACCACUAAGUGCGUAUUCAUUAUCCACGGUAAACUGGAUGUGGAUUGAUGGCUGCCUUCUGUGCUCAAGCUGCAGUGCUUCAUGUAGAUAGUUGUUUGAUGGCCCAUAACUUCGUACAGAGGAACCAUGACAAUGAACCUUACUUAGAAGUUUCAAGACGAGGCCAAGAGAUGAAUCUGGACUAAAGCACAAGCAAAAAAGUUUGGUGCUCAUAGAUUUUUACUUUUACAGUAAAGAAUGCAAUCCACUUUUUUUUUUCUUGACACUCUUGUGUUUUCAACUGACACAUUGACUUGUUAAACUGUAAUGCAUCAUACUUACGAUGCUUUUGGGCUUUUCUUUCAUCAACUAUGGUAUGUGUACUGUUGCUUUUCCCUCCAGGCCUGUGCGAGACAGUAGCUUUUAUUUUUAUUUCACUCCGUUGCUCAAGAGUGCAGACGACAACAUCCCUCAUUGAUUAGUGGUUUUACCCAGGUUUCUGUCACUUAAAAUUGGCUUGUCAAAGAAUUAUUAGAAUAUAAUGUUAUCUGGAUUUUUUGACUUUGAACAGGUUAGUGUGCUUUUACCAUCUUCAUUACCGAAAAUUUGUAUGCUGUAAGUUUUUUAGCUCCCUUUUUUAGUAGCUGUAGGUUUAUGGUGUUAUUUUUUACUGGCCUCCUGGAACCUCAGAAUCUAGUGCACAUGCUUUAUCCUCAAAGAGUCAAUUCUGGUAUCAGAUUCUAACGCUAUUAUAUGUUUCAAAAGGUGAUCGUUGCCUAUGAUGGAGAUGUAAAAAACUAAUCAACAAUUCAAGAUGCAGCAGACCCAAGCAAGUGGUGGAGGAGAUCAGGGACCUAUUCUGCAGGUAAGCUCAUAAUCAUGCAGUAACCUUUUAUCAUUCCAUUUCAGCACGGCACUUAAAUUGGUUGGUAAGCCAACAUGGUGACCAAUGAACCUCAUGAGAUGCUGAAGAUCAGAACUGAACAAAUUUAAUUGCCCAGAUGCCCAGAUUCUAGUGUCCGAUUUUACAGGUAGAGGGAGACAUGGUCAAUAGAGUUAUCUUCAGAGAAGCUGGGUUCUAUUCUAGAUGCACACCAGCUUUGACAGGUUGAGGGAGACAUAGGUGUCAACGGAGUAAUCUUCAGAGAAGCUGGAUUUUAUUCUAGAUGCAUACCAGCUUUAACGAAGUUCAGUUUCAGCAGUGUCCCAGGAAGAGUAACCAAGUGGCGCAUGAUUUGGACAAGCAUGGCACGGCGGUGAAGAUAGAGAGUUCAGGUGCUCCCGUGCACCCAACGGAUUGCUGAAAAUGGGUGAGAUGAGUGUCUGAAAUGCUGUAUCCAGGGUUUGUACAGAACGUGGUGGCUAGAGAUUUGUCUAGCACCAGGGUAACGAAAAUUCACAAGAGAGUCAAUCCAUUGCAUACUAGUACAGUUUUAAGUCG